AUGUCUCCACUCUACUGCUGUCUCGUCGCCGUCCUGUGCCUCCCGCGGGCCUCCGCAUCGCCGGUGGCGGCGGCAUCCAUCUCCGUCUCCGCCGUGCAGACCCCCGUCGAGCCGACGCCGGUGCAGUUCCUGCGGGUGCACAACGAGGCACGCGCGGCGGUGGGCGUGCCGCCGCUGUCGUGGAACGGGACGCUGCAGCUGGAUGCGGCGCGGUACGCCGGCGAGCUCCGGACGGAAUGCAGCCUGCGGCCGCCGCCGCCCACCGCGGCGCGGGGCACCGGCGACGGCGCCGCCGUCUACGGCCGGAACCUGUUCAAGGCGUACGGCCGGCGCCACACCGGCGCGGAGGUGGCGGCGUUCUGGGCGGACGGCCGGCGGUGGUACGACCGCGACGCCGGCCGGUGCGCGGCGCCGCCCGGCCGGACCUGCGGCGCGUACACGCAGGUGGUGUGGCGCGCCACGACGCAGCUCGGCUGCGCGCGCCGCACCUGCCGCAACGGCGUCGACACCGUCGCCGUCUGCGACUACUACCCGCCGGGCAACAUCGUCGGCCAGCGGCCAUAUUGACAAUGAUCUCAUCUGUUUCUGCGACACACGACACGCAAUGAAAUGUAGUACAUACGAUCGAUGGUUCUGGUGAGUGAUUGAGUUUUUGGAACAAAUGUUUGGAGAAAUAUAUGAAACAUGCUCCAAAGAAAA
Oryza sativa Japonica Group (Japanese rice) is the source of this 699-nucleotide messenger RNA. RefSeq names its product pathogenesis-related protein PRB1-3. NCBI's taxonomy places the organism in Eukaryota, Viridiplantae, Streptophyta, Magnoliopsida, Poales, Poaceae. The record is from RefSeq and is a predicted model, not a curated record.